This is a messenger RNA of Nicotiana attenuata, 2101 nucleotides long. RefSeq names its product protein NRT1/ PTR FAMILY 1.2-like. NCBI's taxonomy places the organism in Eukaryota, Viridiplantae, Streptophyta, Magnoliopsida, Solanales, Solanaceae. Gene Ontology annotation, biological process: oligopeptide transport; transmembrane transport. The transcript is spliced from 4 exons. The record is from RefSeq and is a predicted model, not a curated record. Gene Ontology annotation, molecular function: transmembrane transporter activity. The coding region runs from base 220 to 2034 and encodes 604 amino acids. Gene Ontology annotation, cellular component: plasma membrane.
AUUUCUUGUCGUAGGAAAAAAGCAACUGCAGAGCCAACCCCAACCCAUCCCCAUGAUACUUGUCUGAUAUCACUAUACAUCCAGCUUUCAGCUUGUUUUUGAGUUUCACUUCACUACAUCAUAAGAAAACACAAUCCCCCCCUCUUUACCUAAUUCUCGUUCUCUGCUUACUUUCAUCACUAGUUAGUAACCAGCUUAGUCAUCUUCUUGCUGUUGCUAAUGGCCGAGAAGGAAAUGAUGGAACUUUCUUCAGAUCAUAUGACUAAAACGGAGGAGGAUGAUCACCACCAAAUUUCUUCUUCUUCUUUUUCUCCAAUGGCGGUUCCAAGAAUCAUGACAAGAUCUAAGGGUGGUCUUAUAACCAUGCCAUUCAUUAUAGCAAAUGAGUCGCUGGAGAAGGUGGCAAGUUAUGGACUUUUACCCAACAUGACAUUCUAUCUUAUGAAAGAUUACAGAAUGGGAGUCACUGCAGCUCAAAAUCUACUCUUUUAUUGGUCAUCGGCUACAAAUUUCUUGCCACUAGUUGGAGCUUUCAUUGCAGAUUCAUAUCUGGGUCGAUUCCUUGUAAUUGGAUUUGGUUCCAUCUUCAGUUUCCUGGGAGCAGUUCUAUUGUGGUUAACAGCAAUGAUUCCGAAAGCAAGGCCUUCCGCUUGCGAUCUAUCAGGUCAGGCGUGUAAAUCUACAACACCGGCUCAAUAUACGCUCUUGGUUUCCUCGUUUAUGCUAAUGUCGAUUGGCGCUGGUGGUGUAAGACCAUGUUCUUUAGCAUUCGGUGCAAAUCAGUUUGACAAGCCCGAUAAUCCUAAUAACAAACGCGUGUUGGAGACAUUUUUUAACUGGUACUAUGCUUCAGCUAUGAUCUCUGUUCUGAUUGCUAUGACCGGUAUUGUAUACCUUCAAGAUCACAUGGGAUGGAAAGUUGGCUUUGGAGUUCCUGCUAUAAUUAUGUUCUUCUCUGGUCUGCUGUUUUUUCUUGCUUCUCCACUUUAUAUCAAGCAAAAGCCCAGCAAAAACUUGUUUACCGGAUUAGCACAAGUAAUUGUGGUUGCUUAUAAGAAUAGGAAAGUUGCUUAUCCUUCUGAGAAUUCUGGUUACCAUCACAACAAAGGUUCAGAAUUUUCCGUGCCAACGAACAAAUUGAGGUUCUUAAACAAGGCUUGUAUCAUAAAAUGCCCUGAAGAUGUUAAACAAGAUGGCGUUGCAGUCGACCCAUGGAAUCUUUGCACAGUCGAGCAAGUUGAGGACCUAAAAUCGCUCAUUAGAGUGAUGCCAUUGUGGUCAACGGGGAUCAUGAUAUCGAUAAACUUAAGCCAAAGUUCGUUCCCUUUACUUCAAGCUAAUUCCAUGAACAGACAUAUAACUAAAAGCAUUGAAAUUCCAGCAGGCUCUUUUGGAAUGUUUACUAUCAUUGCUUUAACAAUUUGGCUUGUCCUAUAUGAUCGCGCUAUCCUUCCAUUGGCAUCAAGAAUCAGAGGAAAACCAGUUCGUCUUGGAACCAAAGAAAGAAUGGGAAUUGGGAUAUUCUUCUCUUGCAUGGGCAUGUUAAUAUCCGGUAUCAUAGAACAUAUUCGACGAGGAAAGGCAAUCGAGCAAGGUCUUUUGAACAAUCCUGAAGGGGUCGUGACAAUGUCAGCAAUGUGGCUUGUACCACAACAUUGUUUAAACGGAAUAGCCGAGGCAUUCAAUGCAAUUGGCCAAACCGAGUUCUACUAUUCUGAGCUUCCUAAAAGUAUGUCAAGUAUAGCAGCUGCUAUGUUUGGACUAGGAAUGGCUGUGGCAAAUCUGUUGGCAAGUGUGAUACUGAGCAAUGUGGAUAAUCUUACUAAAGGAGAAGGGAAAGAAAGUUGGGUUUCAAGCAAUAUUAACAGAGGUCGCUACGAGAACUAUUACUGGCUUCUUGCAAUUAUGACAGGUUUUAAUUUGCUUUAUUUUAUGGUUUGUAGUUGGGCAUAUGGACCUUGUGUUGAGAAUAUGAGUAAGAAAAUGGUAGAGGGAGGUGCUGAUUUGCCACAGGAGAAUGUAUCAAGUAGUUGAAUUCCUGUUGAGCUAUUGGUUUAGUGUAUACAUACUCCAGUAUUUAUAAGUGCUUUUAGGUUUUUCA